Diceros bicornis minor is the source of this 4579-nucleotide messenger RNA. It is a transcript of the gene SBNO2, whose product is annotated as strawberry notch homolog 2. Gene Ontology annotation, molecular function: histone binding; chromatin DNA binding. The transcript is spliced from 32 exons. Gene Ontology annotation, biological process: regulation of DNA-templated transcription. Lineage: Eukaryota; Metazoa; Chordata; Mammalia; Perissodactyla; Rhinocerotidae. The record is from RefSeq and is a predicted model, not a curated record. Gene Ontology annotation, cellular component: nucleus. The coding region runs from base 164 to 4300 and encodes 1378 amino acids.
CGCCUGAAACCCGGAAGUGAGCGCGGCGGCGGCGAAGCGCGGAGAAACUGAGGCGCCGCGGGCUCCGCGCCCGGCCGGACCCGGGUCCGAGGUCAUGAUGCCACCCCCGCGGAGCAAGAAGCCCAGAUAGACGCCCCCGCGGCCCGGGUCGAGGAGCCGCCCGAUGCUGGCAGUGGGGCCCGCCAUGGACGGGGAGUUCCCUCAGCACGAGCCCCCGCCGACGGGCAGCGUCCUGUACAGCCCGCCGCCUCUGCAGACCCCGCUGUGCGGGUCCAGCGUCCAGAACGCCAUGCUGCACUGCCCGUGCUGGCACCCCUUCUCGGCCUCGCAAUAUCCAGCCUUCUCCAGCGAAAGCCACCAGUUCAUGAACUCCGCCUCCUUCCUCGUGGGCCAGCCCUGUGCGGACACCAGCUACGGCCCCACGGCCGCCACCCCCAGCUUCCUGCCAAAGAGCGCAGACUUUCCUCAGGACUCCUCGUUCCUUGACGACCUCUCCAAUGCCUCCAUCUUCUCCUCGUCCGUGGACUCCCUCUCAGACAUCGCCGACACCCCUGACUUCCUGCCCGCUGACAGCCUCAGCCAGGUGCCCACCAUCUGGGACGUGAGCACCGGCCCCUCUGCCCACGACAAGCUGUUCCUGCCCAGUGGGUCAUUUACGGGCUUCCAGGACCCUGUGCCCUCCCUCCCCAGCACCCCACUCCUCAUCAGCUACCAGUCUCAGAGUCAGCCCGAGGAGGAGGAUGAGGCCGAGGAGGACGAGGCGGAGGAGCUGGGCCACACGGAGACCUACGCUGACUAUGUGCCCUCCAAGUCCAAGAUCGGGAAGCAGCACCCGGACCGCGUGGUGGAGACCAGCACGUUGUCCAGCGUCCCGCCGCCGGACAUCACCUACACCCUCGCCCUGCCCGCCUCGGACAGUGGGACCCUGUCCGCCCUGCAGCUGGAGGCCAUCACCUACGCGUGCCAGCAACACGAGGUCCUGCUCCCGGGCGGGCAGCGCGCCGGCUUCCUCAUCGGCGAUGGCGCGGGCGUGGGCAAGGGCCGCACGGUGGCCGGCAUCAUCCUGGAGAACUACCUGCGCGGCAGGAAGAAGUCCCUGUGGUUCAGCGUCUCCAACGACCUCAAGUACGACGCGGAGCGCGACCUGCGCGACAUCGAGGCCCCCUGCAUCGCGGUGCACGCGCUCAGCAAGAUCAAGUACGGCGACAACACUACCUCAGAGGGCGUCCUGUUUGCCACCUACUCCGCCCUGAUCGGGGAGAGCCAGGCCGGCGGCCAGCACCGCACGCGCAUCCGCCAGAUCCUCGAGUGGUGCGGGGAGGCCUUCGACGGCGUCAUCGUGUUUGACGAGUGUCACAAAGCCAAGAAUGCCAGCUCCACCAAAAUGGGCAAGGCCGUGCUGGACCUGCAGAACAAGCUGCCCCUGGCCAGGGUGGUCUAUGCCAGCGCCACAGGUGCCUCCGAGCCCCGGAACAUGAUCUACAUGAGCCGCCUGGGCAUCUGGGGUGAGGGCACACCCUUCCGGACCUUUGAGGAGUUUCUGCAUGCCAUCGAGAAGAGGGGCGUGGGCGCCAUGGAGAUCGUGGCCAUGGACAUGAAGGUCAGCGGCAUGUACAUCGCCCGCCAGCUCAGCUUCUCUGGCGUCACCUUCCGCAUCGAGGAGAUCCCGCUGGCCCCAGCCUUCGAGCGCGUCUACAACCACGCGGCCCUGCUGUGGGCCGAGGCCCUGAGCGUGUUCCAGCAGGCGGCCGACUGGAUCGGCCUGGAAUCCCGCAAGUCGCUGUGGGGUCAGUUCUGGUCAGCCCACCAGCGCUUCUUCAAGUACCUGUGCGUGGCCGCCAAGGUGCGCCGGCUGGUGGAGCUGGCCCGCGAGGAGCUGGCCCGGGACAAGUGCGUGGUGAUCGGGCUGCAGUCCACGGGUGAGGCUCGGACCCGGGAGGUGCUGGACGAGAAGGACGGGCAACUCGACUGCUUCGUCUCGGCUGCUGAGGGUGUCUUCCUGUCUCUGAUUCAGAAGCACUUUCCUUCAACCAAAAGAAAGCGAGAGAGAGGAGCCGGCAGCAAGAGAAAACGGCGGCCACGGGGCCGUGGGGCCAAGGCGCCCCGGCUGGUGUGCGAGGUGGCGGGCGUGAUCCGCAUCAGCGACGACAGCAGCACUGAGUCGGAUGCCGGCCUGGACAGCGACUUUCACUCCUCCCCCGAGUCCCUGGUGGACGACGACGUGGUCAUCGUGGACGCCAUCGGGCUCCCGGCUGACGACCGCGGCUCGCUGUGCCCCCCGCAGCGGGACCUGCACGGCCCUGGUGUCCUGGAGCACGUGGAGCGGCUGAAGCAGGACCUGCUGGCCAAGGUGCGGGCGCUGGGCCGCGAGCUGCCGCUCAACACCCUGGACGAGCUCGUCGACCAGCUGGGGGGCCCUGAGUGCGUGGCCGAGAUGACCGGCAGGAAGGGCCGCGUGGUGUCCAGGCCGGACGGGACCGUGGCCUUCGAGUCUCGGGCGGAGCAGGGCCUCUCCAUCGACCACGUGAACCUCAGGGAGAAGGAGCGUUUCAUGAGCGGGGAGAAGCUCGUGGCCAUCAUCUCGGAGGCCUCCAGCUCCGGCGUCUCCCUCCAAGCCGACCGCCGGGUCCAGAACCAGCGGCGCCGGGUCCACAUGACGCUCGAGCUGCCCUGGAGCGCGGACCGCGCCAUCCAGCAGUUCGGCCGCACCCACCGGUCCAACCAGGUCUCGGCGCCCGAGUACGUGUUCCUCAUCUCCGAGCUGGCCGGGGAGCGCAGGUUUGCCUCCAUCGUCGCCAAGCGGCUGGAGAGCCUGGGGGCUCUGACCCACGGGGACCGCCGCGCCACCGAGUCCCGAGACCUGAGCAAGUACAACUUUGAGAACAAGUACGGUGCCCGGGCCCUCAACUGUGUCCUCACCACCAUCCUGAGCCAGACGGAGAACAAGGUGCCGCUGCCCCGGGGCUACCCUGGAGGGGACGCCGCCUUCUUCCGCGACAUGAAGCAGGGCCUGCUCUCGGUCGGCAUUGUCGGGCGCGAGUCCAGGUCCGGCGGCCUGGACGUGGAGAGGGACUGCUCCAUCACCAAGUUCCUGAACCGCAUCUUGGGGCUGGAGGUGCACAAGCAGAACGCGCUGUUCCAGUAUUUCUCUGACACCUUCGACCACCUCAUCGAGGUGGACAAGAAGGAGGGCAAAUACGACAUGGGCAUCUUGGACCUGGCUCCGGGCAUCGACGAGAUCUACGAGGAGAGCCAGCAGGUGUUCCUGGCCCCCGGGCACCCGCAGGACGGGCAGGUGGUCUUCUACAAGAUCAGCGUGGAUCGCGGCCUCAGGUGGGACGAGGCCUACGCCAGGUCGCUGGAGCUGACGGGCGCCCACGACGGCUUCUACCUCUCCCACAAGGUUCGCGGCAACAAGCCGAGCUGCCUCCUGGCCGAGCAGAACCGCGGGAAGCUCUUCACCGUCUACAAGCCCAACAUCGGGCGGCAGAGCCAGCCAGAGACCCUCGACGGGCUCUGCCGGAAGUUCCACCGGGUGGCGGCGGAGGAGGCCCGCGAGCACUGGGAGAGCAGCUACAGCUUCUCGCUGACGCACUGCAGCCACACGUUGUGGAACCGGCCGUGCCGGCUGGUGCAGGAGGGCAAGGACUGCGUGCAGGGCCUGCGGCUGCGCCACCACUACAUGCUGUGCGGGGCCCUGCUGCGCGUGUGGGGCCGCAUCGCCGCCGUCAUGGCCGACGUCACGAGCAGCAGCUACCUGCAGAUCGUGCGCCUCAAGACCAAGGAUAAGAAGAAGCAAGUCGGCAUCAAGAUCCCCGAGGGCUGCGUGCGCCGCGUGCUGCAGGAGCUGCGGCUCAUGGACGCCGACGUGAAGCGCAGGAACGCGCAGGGCCGCGGCUUCCCGCCGCCGCCGCCGCCGCCGCCGCGCACGCCCACCCUGGGCCCGCUCGCGCUGUCCGUGGGCCCCGGCGAGGUGCUGGACCUCACCUACAGCCCGCCGGCGCCGGCCUUCCCGCCGCCCUCGCCCUUCGCCUUCCCGCCGGCCCCGGACGCCGGCCCCGGCCCCGCUGGCCUGCUGCUGGGCGCCCCCGAUGCGCCGGCCGACCCCGCGGCGCUCGUGCACCAGGGCUGCGACAUCAACUUCAAGGAGGUCCUGGAGGACAUGCUGCGCUCGCUCAACGCCGUGCCGCCCGCCGAGCCCCCCGGUCCGCUGGGCGCCGGCGCGGGGGUGGCGGGGGGCGGGGCGGGCCCCGAGCGCCAGAGCGUCAUCCACUUCAGCCCCCACUUCCCCAAUUCCUAGGCCCGGACGAAACCUAUUUAUCUGUAGUACUGCGUCUGCACAGGCGCUGUCUUCUCCCACCGAGGCGGGGGUGAUCGAGGGUGAGCAGGGCCCAGGCCUCCUGCCGACUACUGAGAGAAGGGGGGCGGGGGCGCCCUCCUCCAGCCUCCAGGCCUCACUGCAGUGCCUUCCCGGCCGUGCCUGCCUAGGCAGACCCCCCCGGAAGCUGCCGGCCCUGUGGGGCGCCCCCUGCCUGGUGAGGCGGCGGUGCGUGCAGGUCCCACUCAGGACGAUGCGGGG